Eurytemora carolleeae is the source of this 2610-nucleotide messenger RNA. RefSeq names its product latrophilin-like protein LAT-2. Lineage: Eukaryota; Metazoa; Arthropoda; Copepoda; Calanoida; Temoridae. Bases 70 to 2595 code for a protein of 841 amino acids. Gene Ontology annotation, molecular function: protein binding; G protein-coupled receptor activity. The transcript has 21 exons. Gene Ontology annotation, biological process: adenylate cyclase-activating G protein-coupled receptor signaling pathway. The record is from RefSeq and is a predicted model, not a curated record.
CAAACUAAGAUAUAGUUCUUUUAAAAUGUUCUAAAAUGUGGUUAUUAUAGCUGAUCUGAAAACAAGAAAAUGUUGUUUUAUGUGUCUCUUGUUCUCUUUGCUGCAGUUGACAGAGGAUUGACUGAAGAAGAUCUGGUUUUUAUAACUGGCGGUUUUGUUCCAGAUUCAAACCAAAUUAUGGACAGUUAUGAAAUUUAUACAGGGCAUUUGGGAGAAAAUUAUGAGCUCUGUGAAUAUAAACUGGACAAAGUUAACGAUGCAGCUGCCGGUUCAGCAGGAAUUUAUCUCCCCAAUCAUGGAUUGUUUAUCUGCGGAGGUGUUAAAGAAGAUGGUCGAUUUGCUCAAUGCUCUAACAACAAUUUAGAAGAAUGGGCCUAUUUUAACUAUUCUUCUAGUACUGGUCUCCAAAACGGUGUCACUGAAAGUCAAAUGCUUCUCUUUAAAAAUUCAAAAUUAGACCCAGGUUUUCUGCAUAUAGGAGGACAAUCUACAGAAGAAUAUCACAGUUCAGUCUUUGCUUUUGAGCCAAAAAAGGGAAAUAAUGCUACAGCGUGGAAUAAGAUAGGAUCAUUUACCAAUACAAAUGAAGGCAGAGUGUUUGCUACAACCAUUUUCAGUUCUGAAUUUAAUAAAGUUGCGCACCUAAUCUUCACUCCUAAUUCAAUAACAGCCUGUUAUUGCAUGACUGAAGUCAAAUUUUGUGAUGCUGAUGAGAAGAAUUGGAAUUGUGUAGAAUUUAAAGAAGAAUUUAAACAUCCUGCAGGCGUCACAACUAUUAGAAUUAGCAGUAAUGACGAGGAGGCAGCAGUUUUACUAACAUCUAGUGGAAACUAUUUGGUCACAAUCAGAGAUUGGAAAUAUUUGAAGCCAAUAUUAAACCUUACUCUUAUCUCAGCUGGAGGACUAAGAAAUGAAGGGUCCCUCGUGACCAUCAAUGAAGUUGCAACAUAUUUUGGAACUGAUGUCAUCAAUGAUGAAAAAGUGUAUAAUGCAGUUAUUCAAUAUGAUUACACAACAGAUAAAUGGAACAGACUUGAAUCCACGGUAUCGUCAAGACGGGAUCAAACUGUUGUGGUCAUUCCAGAAUCAUGGCUUUGUAAACACACAGCUACUACAGCUUCUCCAAGCACUACUGCAGCAUGUCCUAUGGCCGGAACAUGUUUAAAACAAGAUUCUAGAGGAAUACUCUGGGAAGCAAAUUUUGGUGAAAGAGUGUCAAAGAACUGUUUUUUAGAAAGUCAAGAGGAGGGUGCAGAAGCCUUUUGGUAUUGUGACGGUUGUAUUGGUGGGUUUAGUACUUCUGAACCAGACAGAUCUGCUUGCAUUGACCCAUGGAUCAUGAAUGUAGAGGAAAUGCUUUCAAAUGGAUCAUCUGCAUUCAGCAUAUCUGUAAGUCUGGUUAAUAACCUUGCCAUUAACAAGGAUUCAUAUGGUGGAAGCAUCUUAAAACUUGGUGAUGCUUUGACUAAAGUGUUGGAUAAGAGGAAAAAUGAGGAUAUUGAUGACAAUGACAUGUUUACUUCAAACCUCAUCAACUCAACAGAUUUGAUUUUUGGAACUUCCACUGGAUGGAAGGAAAUUGUGGUAGAGGAGGAGAGAAGUGGAGUUGUAUCUAAGUACCUCGAAGCGUUAGACUAUACAGGGUUUCUGUGGGCGGAAAAGAAGUUAACCAGAUCCAGAUCGGAAUGUAAUGUAAAAAAUUCAUUUCUUUUCAGUAACUUAAACUUAAUAGCAAAAGUAGCUGAGGUGAAUGAGAACAAUGAAAUUGAAGAAGAGUGUUUCAGCUUUGGGCCUGGGACUAUUUGUAUUCCUCUGACUAAAGUUCAGGAAAAGGACAUGGUAAAGUGCAAUGUUCUUGUGGCAACUAUGAUCACAACAAAAGAAGAUAAGGAACAAGAUUCAUCAUUCAUUUUCCCAAAUGCUUUGCCAAAUAAUCCAUACAGGGAAGAUGAGGCACAGAACGAGAACUACUAUGAAGGAAAAAGUGUGCUUGGCAAAGAAUUAAUUGGUCUAACAAUUAAUAACAAAACCCAUCCCAUCUCACCAUCUGAUGAUAGUCCUAUCAAAAUUACAUUUAAUCAUCAACUUUACUUGAAUAAGGAGGGUUGUUUAUUUACCCCACGCACUCCAGCUUGUGUAUUUUGGAGUCUAGAAACUAGCACAUGGUCAUCUUUAGGAUGCAAGGUUGAUCCAUUGUCUACAAGAGAUGAGACUAUAUGCCUUUGCAAUCAUCUGACAAACUUUGGAAUUAUGCUGGAUUGGGAGGGAGAUGCUCCUGCCAAUGAUCAAACCUUAAAUGGGAUAACUUCAUUUCUUCUUGUUUUCUCAUGCAUCGCUUUGAUUAUGACAGAGGUUCUAUUACGAUGUCAGAGGAAGGAUGCUAGAAACCAGCUCAGAAAAGUUGCUGAGACAAACAGAAAUAUUCUGCUUUUUAUUGCACAGACAGCUUUUCUUUUUAUGGCAGGCAGUUACUCCUCUGUGUCCUGCACAGCGUGCCAAGUUUUUGGAGGGAUGAUUCACUUCUUUUGGUUGACAUUCUUUGCAUGGACAGGUGUAAUUAGUGUGACAAAAAAGAUGUACAGUGUCCAUAUAUAAUGAAUUUGAUCCACG